Messenger RNA from Vanessa tameamea, 1944 nucleotides. RefSeq names its product E3 ubiquitin-protein ligase RLIM-like. The record is from RefSeq and is a predicted model, not a curated record. Gene Ontology annotation, molecular function: ubiquitin protein ligase activity. Gene Ontology annotation, biological process: ubiquitin-dependent protein catabolic process; protein ubiquitination. Lineage: Eukaryota; Metazoa; Arthropoda; Insecta; Lepidoptera; Nymphalidae. Bases 91 to 891 code for a protein of 266 amino acids. The transcript is spliced from 5 exons.
GCAACGUCAAAAAUAAACAGAAAAUAUUAUCACUCAUAGCACGGAGGUAUUCAGAGAUUAUAACGCAAUUAAAAAAAUAAUACUAUUACAAUGAGUUUUCGUGAAGAGGAUAAGGAAAAAGAGAAAGGUGGACUUGGGACAGGCUUUGCCGUCGUCGCAACUAUAGGCGUCGGUAUUGGGGCUGCCUUGUAUUACUUCAUCAACAAAGGAAGAGAAAAUCCAACAGCUGCGGGUUCUACCGCGCAGGGCUGGACGUGCGAUUCUCCCCACACUUUGCAUGUACGUGAGGAACCAAUAUAUAUAUCGGACGAUUCGUAUACCACUCUCUCAGAACACAGUACUACUGACACGAGCAUACUGGAAGAUAGUUUUACAUGUAAAUGCUUUAAUAAUAAUGAUUCAGAAAAUGAAACAUUCGAAAGUAACGAUUCAAGCUUCUCGGAGAGUCAAAGUAGUUAUAGUCAAUCCAACACAGACACCUCUAGAAGUAUGUCUGAUGAUGACGACAGUGAUGAAUCCGAUAUGUUCAACACAAUCACGUCUAGCAAUGAAUUAAAUGACUCUGAACUCUCUGAAUGGGAUGUAACGACGUCCUUAGAUUAUCCGAGCUAUGAACAACCAUUGUCAAGGAGUUACAUAGAAAAUUUUACUCGGAACUUACUUAUGUCACAACAGAGGGAUCAGAGAAACAAUCAAUUCAACUCACGCGAUAAUGAAGCAUUCCGCGAGCGCUCAUGGUCGCUCGAGGAGUGCUCCAUCUGCUGCGACGUCGUCCUCCGCGAUCAGGAGAUAAUGUCGCUGCCCUGCACGCACAAUUUCCACACCAAGUGCAUCUUACCAUGGUUGCAGGAGCAUCAGACAUGCCCCAAUUGCCGGAAGCCUAUCGACUGAUAAACCAAACAGUAUCUGUCGUUGACUUCUUUGACAUCUAAGAUGCGGUAAUGGAAAGUCCACGAAAAUCGAAAAAUGAAUAAAAAAAGAUAUAUUGACUGGAAUCUGAAGAUUUGCUUCGUAUAAUUAAAAUAUCUUGUGUAAUGAUUAUAUUUUCAGAUCUUUGCCAAUAUUCAACAAAAAAAAAAAAAUUUUAAUAAUAAAUAAAUUUUAAAAAUUAAAAAUGUAAUAGCAAUAAAAUUAGGGAACAAUGAAUUACGGUCUUUUUAAUUUUCUAGUUAGAUUUAUUGCGUUAUGUAGGUUUAGAAAAAAAUAUGUUUAAAAUUAGUAAAAUAGAUGAAAUUCUCUGAAUAAAAAAAAAAUUACAAAAUAUAAAUGAAAUUGUAGGUAUAAGAUAUAAAAAGUAUAUUUGUAACGUGUAUGUAUACUUUCUUCAUCUGGACAAAUGAUAAAAAUAAAUGCUCUCAAGAAACUAGACAAUACUGCCUUAAAACAUAUAUAAAUAAUAUAAUAUUAGUUGUUGACAGAUUAAAAAUACUAAUUGACACCUUAUACCUUCAUGCUUCUUUUCUUUUUUUAAAUAUUUAUUUCUAUAUUUCUUCUGUCCAUGACACAAACUCAAACGGCUCAUUUAAAAUUUCGAACAAUAUUUUUAUAUUAUCGUAGCUUAAUAGUACAUAUUUAUUUUAUAUUUUAAAGUUUUUAAUGUAUUUGUGAUUAGGCGUGUGAACUGGCAAUUUUGUAAGGAAAUUAAAAAAUAAAUUGCAAAAUGACAUUUAUUCUUUUAUUAUCUAUAUUUUUGAUGUUGAUAUCAUUUUAAAACGUCUGUUAUUUUAGGAUCAAUAAAAUUUAAUAUCGGUUUAUUGCGAGUUCACAAGCAAAUAUGUUUUAUUUUUUUAAAAAAUAACUCGUAGACACUUAGUUUUAUUAUAUUGUGACAUAUCACUUCAAUUUGUCAUUAUUGUAGAAAAAAACGAAUAAUUCUAAUGUGAUAUUGAACUAGCUGGCUUAGUAAUAAAUUAUCGAAAUAUUUUUUAAUAAAUUAAUACUGGG